AUGCAGCGAUGGCCUUUCCAUCUGGGACUGGACUACUCAGACCAUCUCUUGGUAGACGAAAGCUUGGUUGAAAGGGUACUAAAUCCGCCCCUGGAACUCGACCCUGUAGUGCGGAAGAAGCUGUGGCAAGAGCUAAUGGAUGGCUUUACCUACAAUGAUCCCGACGGCAUCAUCGACUGUCUAGACCAAGGGGCUCCUUUGGAUGAACCCAAUGAUGAUGGCGAUUAUCCCAUUCAUCUGGCUGCUCGCCACAAUAACACCGAUAUCCUAGUCAAAACACGCUUCAACUUCACUCGGGACUCGAUCGAAGACGACCCCUUGCUUCUCAAGAAUUCGGCCACUGAAACUCCUUUGGAAGUUGCAUGUAAUACGGGCACACUCGAGGCCGUACGCUGGAUCAUGGAACGUCUUCCACAAACUCACAUGGACACAGAAGACGUUGUGCGUCGAGCUUUCCAAGUCGCUAUCCUCGGGGAAAAAGUGGGUGUUUUGAAGAUUUUGCAGCACUUGUGGCCUGAAUGGAGAGCACUACGUAUCCAAUCACAGACCGCCGAGUUCUCACUACUACGCUUUGCCAUCAACGAGCAUAAAGCAAAAUCUGCUUACCGGCUGAUAGAUCCUGCAGUCAUAUCAAGAAGGCAUCCAAAUGCCCGCAGAAUCUUCGAACUGGGUUGGAAAUCGGAGUUAGACGAGUAUUGGGUAGAGACGAUCCUGGACGACCGUCAAGACAUGCUGUCAUCAAGGUACUACACCCUCAGUCUGACUCAUGGAGUCAUUGGCUCCUCUACGCUUGAUAAUGACGAAACACUGGAGCUUCUCUUUGCUCUGAACGUUGACAUCUCUAUAAUCCUUCGACAAUCGGUAACAUUCGCAGCGGAUCAGGAUUUUGAUCCUGAUCGCACAGGCAACAUGUGGGAGUAUAUUCUACACGAAGGAUAUGAGUAUGAGCCAGAGGAUCUAGACUCUAUCAUCACUUAUGAAAUGGCAGUCCGCGCCGAUGGAUCAGAAAUAGCGCCAUCAGAGACCGACGAAACUGAAAGCCCGUCGUUCAUCGACCCUGAGUAUGAUGCUGACAAAGCGGAAGUUGAGAAAGAUCGCGCGAGUUUACUAAGAAGUCAAAUAAGAGAGGCCUUGAUCCACUGUGGUGGACGUGACUGGUCCGAGGCGGAAGAGGCAGUGACAAAGGCUUCAACGAAAGAUCUUGAGAGAUUGAUUAGUUUAGAAACGGAUGCAGCAAUGUUGCAGCGUAUGCUCAACGUGAAGAACCGCCACCAUGACUCACUAUUGUCACAUGCGAUGUCAUAUGAACCGGACGAACAAAGAAUCGAAUGCAUAGAGCUUCUGUUACAACAUGGAAGCCGUGUAGACGCGCCGAACUUGGCCUACGCACGUUAUGGCGUAGACAUAACGAUCUUCAUGUUAUUGGCCACCUAUGCUAAACAUGAAGUCGCGUCCGAAGCGUUGCGCGGGGCGUGUAAUCCGGCUACUACGGAGUCACCUGUCAGAACCCAUACGUUGUUUCAAAUUCUCCUCAGGUGUGGCGCCAAUCCAACGCUGACUGACCACAAUGGGAAGACUCCUCGAGAUCUUUUCCGGGGUAUCAGCGAAGUGAUGAAAGAAAGAUGGGGUGAUGAACCGGACAGAGUGUAUGCGUACACACCACCGGAAGAGCUAGGGAAACGACGCAUGGGGAGAGGGAUAGAGGAAGACAUUUCCGAGAUAAUGAGUCUCUUGCAGCGUUGGGAGGACUAUUACAACGACCCACAAACCAGCAAGCCUUCCGCAAGACCGGAUGACGAUUGGAAGGCUGUGCGUGAUGGUUUCCGAGAUGAGACGACAUGGGCGAAACUUGUCGAAAAGAACCCUGAGGGCUACAAAGUGGUGGAGGAUUGA
This is a messenger RNA of Alternaria triticimaculans, 1893 nucleotides long. RefSeq lists its product as uncharacterized. Lineage: Eukaryota; Fungi; Ascomycota; Dothideomycetes; Pleosporales; Pleosporaceae. Gene Ontology annotation, molecular function: protein binding. Bases 1 to 1893 code for a protein of 630 amino acids. The transcript has a single exon. The record is from RefSeq and is a predicted model, not a curated record.